Messenger RNA from Metarhizium album ARSEF 1941, 2244 nucleotides. Its product is annotated as DUF255 domain protein. The transcript is spliced from 3 exons. The coding region runs from base 1 to 2244 and encodes 747 amino acids. Lineage: Eukaryota; Fungi; Ascomycota; Sordariomycetes; Hypocreales; Clavicipitaceae. The record is from RefSeq and is a predicted model, not a curated record. Gene Ontology annotation, biological process: carbohydrate metabolic process.
AUGGCUGUAUCGGAACUGACUGCUUCAGCCGUCGCUAUAGGCACAGCGCCAACAGGUCGGCCCAGUGCUCUCCAACGAGCAUCAUCAUCUGCCCAUCCGACAGCCUUGCAGAACCGGGCAGCAUCCAGCAACAGUCCCUUUGUUAGAGCGGGAGAAAACAGUCUCGUAAAAUGGCAGGUUCUGGACGCAGACUCCGUUGAACGAGCCAAGCGAGAGAACAAGCUUCUGUUUCUUCAUAUUGGAUACAAGGCUUGUCAUUUCUGUCGUCUUAUGACGCAAGAGUCAUUCUCGAAUGCAGAAUGUGCUACCAUUCUGAACGAAUCCUUUGUCCCCGUGAUUGUUGAUCGGGAACAGCGUCCCGACAUCGACACCACGUACAUGAACUAUGUGCAGGCUGUGAGCAACGUAGGAGGCUGGCCGCUAAACGUCUUUGCCACCCCCAAUUUGGAACCCGUCUUUGGCGGAACUUACUGGCCCGGACCUGGCACGUCGCGACGAGUUGCGACUGAAGGUGAGGAUGAAUCGCCCGACUGUCUGUCCAUUUUCAAAAAGGUGCGCGACAUUUGGCAUGACCAGGAGACACGAUGUCGCAAGGAGGCUUCAGAGGUCCUGACACAACUUCGAGAGUUUGCCGCCGAAGGCACCUUGGGCACUCGAGGGCUCGGCGGCUCACACCCCGUCACCGUACCGAGCUGGAAUAUCCACAGCAUACCCAGCAUCCCUGAGAGUACCUCCAUUCCCGUCCCGGAAAACGAUGCCCAGGUGUCGAGCGAACUGGAUCUGGACCAGUUGGAGGAGGCAUACACUCAUAUUGCCGGCACAUUCGACCCCGUAUAUGGAGGAUUUGGUCUAGCACCAAAAUUCCUAACGCCUCCGAAGCUAGCCUUCUUGCUACAUCUAAAUACGUUUCCCAGCGCCGUUCAGGAUGUGGUUGGAGAAGCAGAAUGCAAGCAUGCGGCAGAAAUGGCCCUCAUCACCCUUCGAAAGAUCCGCGAUGGCGCACUGCACGACCACAUCGGCGCACUCGGAUUUGCCCGCUGUUCCGUCACGCCUGACUGGAGCAUCCCCAACUUUGAGAAACUAGUAGUCGACAAUGCCCUCUUGCUGACAUUGUACCUCGACGCCUGGCGCCAAUCUGGCGGCAAUGAGAACAGCGAAUUCUACGACAUCGUGCUCGAACUCGCCGACUACUUGAGCUCGCCCCCAAUCGCCCUUCCUGGCGGCGGUCUGGCCACCAGCGAAGCUGCCGACUCUUUCAUGCGACGCGGCGACAGGGAAAUGAGAGAAGGGGCCUACUAUCUGUGGACCAGGCGCGAGUUCGACUCUGUCGUCGACGCGUCAGGCCAAGACAAGCAAGUCAGCCAAGUCGCCGCGGCCCACUGGGACGUCCAGGAAGACGGCAACGUGGACGAAGACCACGAUCCCAACGACGACUUCAUCAACCACAAUAUCCUUCGGGUAGUCAAAACCCCGGCGGAGCUCAGCAAGCAGUUCAACAUUCCCCUCGACACAGUACACCAGCACAUCCAGACCGCCAGAAGGGAGCUCAAAGCAAGACGAGAAAGGGAACGAGUCCGCCCCGAGCUAGACGACAAAGUCAUCACCGCGUGGAACGGGAUCGCCAUCUCCGCCCUCGCACAAACUUCGUCCGCCCUCAAAGCUGUCUACCCCGGCGGCAGUGAAAAGUACCUCCAGGCGGCGAAAUCGGCCGCCGACUUCAUCAGGUCCUCCCUCUGGGACGAAUCCUCCGGGCUCCUAUACAGAAUGUACCGCGAGGGCAGGGAGACGAAAGGCUUCGCCGACGACUACGCGUACCUCAUCCACGGGCUGCUAGACCUCUUUGCCGCAACAGGCGACGAGACACGCCUGGCCUUUGCAGACACCGUCCAAACCUUAGAAACACAAAACUCGCUCUUCCACGAUGCCGACUCGGGUGCCUUCUUCUUGACCACGGCGUCCUCCCCACAGGCUAUCCUCCGCCUCAAGGACGGCAUGGACACUUCGCUCCCGUCCAUCAACGCGGUCGCCGCGUCGAACUUGUUCCGGCUCGGGGCGCUGCUAGAUGACGAGCGCUAUUCGUCACUGGCAAGGGGAACGGUCAAUGCCUUUGAAGCCGAGAUGUUGCAGCACCCGUGGCUGUUCCCAGGCCUGUUGGGCGGCGUAGUGACCGCGAGACUGGGGCUCCAAGGCUCCGUGGGCGACGCAAGGUAUAAAGCUGGACGGCAGAGGCAGGAGUCUGUAUAG